AAUACCAUCAAUGACAUUCAAAACAACUUGACUACUAUAUAUAUACACUUCUAAAUCAUGGUAAUUGCGAAAAAACAAAACAAUUCAAAGAAGAAGUUAAAAAUUAAUCAUAAAGAAUGGAUACUAAGAAAAUUUUCAUGGUAUUUUUCAUAAUGACCACUUUAGUAUCAUAUGUGUAUCCAAGUUCUGGUCAAGAAGAUGUUGACGAUGAACCACUGGUCCAUCCGGGUCGCGAGUUUGAUUCAUUGGAUGCGAUAUCACCGGCUUCGCAAGAUUACAAUAUUUAUAUGCUCGAGAACCUCCCACCAAAAUACAAAAUGUAUCUUGAAACCUGCAUGGACAAGAUGAAGCCCAUUGGGAAAUGUGGUUUCGAUGAUGUUAUUAAAGAGAUUCUUACAAAUGAACCUGUUUCAAGAGAGUGUUGUCUGAAGGUAGUAAUAGCUGGAAAAGAAUGCUACUUGGAGAUUAAUAAGUUGAUGUUUCGAUUGUAUCAACUCAAACGCUUUGCUUCUCAAGUUUCUUUAGAAAUUAAUGAGGUUUGGAACAGAUGUUCUGCAGAAGUUGAAAGUCCUUCGUCAUCUGAUGAUUUUGAGAUUUAGUUAUCUUUACUGAUUCUUUU
Molecule: messenger RNA, 619 nt
Organism: Brassica napus (rape)
Lineage: Eukaryota; Viridiplantae; Streptophyta; Magnoliopsida; Brassicales; Brassicaceae
Product: protein DOWN-REGULATED IN DIF1 11-like
Exons: 1
Coding region: 117-599 (160 amino acids)
Source: RefSeq, a predicted model, not a curated record